AUGGAGGAGGCACUUAGGAGACUUGGUGGGAUAACCCAUUUACCUGAAUCUAACCCAAGAGAAACCAUCACCGAUCACCAGAAAAACUGCGACUCAACUACCACAACUACUACUACUACCACCACCACCAACAACAAAAGGACUUUGAAAGAAAGUGGUAAUUGUAGCGGUGGAACCAUGAGGUACCGUGGGGUUCGCCGCAGGCCGUGGGGCCGCUAUGCUGCUGAGAUACGGGACCCUCAGUCUAAGGAGAGGCGUUGGCUGGGGACUUUUGACACGGCGGAGGAAGCCGCCUGUGCCUAUGACUGUGCGGCUCGAGCCAUGCGUGGUCACAAAGCUCGAACAAACUUUGUUUAUCCAUCUACUGAGCCUCUCUCUACUCCUGAUCAUCUCCUCUCUCCGUUUAAUUUCUCCAAACAGCCUCAGCCGUCGGUUAGAGAUUUACCCACUCGCCAAUUUAACCCUGCGUCACACUGGCCAUCUUUCGCUAAUCCUCAUGUGGCCGAUCAUCACUUCUCUCCUCAACAGAAGAAUUCCUCGCUCAAUAUGUUACUUUUACGUGACCUUUUGAAUACUUCUUCCAAUCCUUCUUUGUAUUCGCCUACUCAAUCUUUAUAUGACCAGUUUCCAUGCAUUAACAACUCAUCUUCUUCAAAUCUUAGCGCUUUCCACGGAGGUUCUUUGGUGAUGAAUCCUUGUAGCAAUACCACAACAAGUUGCCGUGAUGCUAAUACUAAUGUAUUAUGCGAUACUUACUCUGGUUCUUUGGGGACUUUUCCUUUAAAUGAAAACCAUCAAGGCUAUAAUAACACCACCACGGGCUCUAUCAAAACUACUGUUGUUCAUCAAAGUGAUGACACAGAAUUCUUUCCACAAGAGCCUUCAGAUUCUGGCUUGCUACAAGAAAUCAUUCAAGGGUUCUUCCCAAAACCUUUGUCGAAGAAAUGUGAUGAUUCUUCAAACGCUAGUUCAAAUUAUAACGAAGGAUCGGUUGGUGCUGCACUGUUAUCUGAUGUUUCCGUUAAUCAUUCACUGGAUGGAUAUAAGAGGGGGCUUAGAAACGAGAAUUGUGGUUUCUACUUUGACUUCCAAGGUGGUCCUCAUCAACAGUUAGAGAAUUUCAAUGAAGUCUCUGGAUCUCACGCGAUGCCCUAUGGUAACGAGCUGCCGCUAAACCUGCAAGUGGGACCAGAAUCAAUUAAUACUGGUGAUAUAUUUCAGUACCCAGAACUUAUGAGUGCCUUCACAGCUAGGGUUCAGAAUGGUUAA
Messenger RNA from Pistacia vera, 1269 nucleotides. RefSeq names its product ethylene-responsive transcription factor ESR2-like. Gene Ontology annotation, molecular function: DNA binding; DNA-binding transcription factor activity. Bases 1 to 1269 code for a protein of 422 amino acids. NCBI's taxonomy places the organism in Eukaryota, Viridiplantae, Streptophyta, Magnoliopsida, Sapindales, Anacardiaceae. The record is from RefSeq and is a predicted model, not a curated record. The transcript has a single exon. Gene Ontology annotation, biological process: regulation of DNA-templated transcription.